GCGCUCCGACAGCGCCCGGGCCAAGCACUAGGAGUUGGCGAGCUCCAACAGCUCACCAUCAUGCGCAGCCUUCUGAUUGCAGCUACGUUCCUCUGCGGAGGUGCAAUCGCGCAGGGCACUUCCAAGCUCUACCCUCCCGGGUGGAACAAGGAGGCCACGAAGCCGCCGAUGGGCUGGCGAAGUUGGAAUGCCUUUGGGAACCGGAUUGAUGAGAAGACAUUCGAGGCGGCGGUCGAUGCCAUCACAGCCCGCGUUUGGAACGAACCCAAGGUGUCGCUGGCCGACGCCGGCUAUGUCAGGGUGGGCAUCGACGAGGGAUGGGAGAACUGCAGCGGCACGGAUCCGGCCGGCGGCAUGCGGCAGCACGACGAGGCGGGCUUCCCUCUCAUCAACGUCGAGCGGUUCCCCGACAUGAAGAGGCUGGUCGCGUAUGGCCAUUCCAAGGGCGUCAAGAUGGGCUGGUACCUGAACGGCUGCGCGUGCGGAGAGGCGAAGGAGCGGCUCCCAAACUACCGCGGCGACGUGCAGCGUCUGGCCGAGUUUGGCUUCGACGCGGUCAAAAUCGACGGCUGCGGCGCCGCGACAAACAUGACCUACUACGCGCAGCUAAUGGCCGCCACAAACAAGACGUACGAGAUUGAAAACUGCCACUGGGGCGUGUGCGGCGCCGACCGCAAGUUCCACAACCCGGACGGCGCCUCGUGUCCGACGGAGGGGUGGUGCCCCUUCAACCACUUCCGCACGAGCGGCGACAUCAACGCGGGGCCCAUGUCUUGGUUCGCCAACCUCCAGACCACGGUCCGCUUCCUCGACGCGAGCGCGCCCCUCUCGCGGCCCUCCUGCUGGGCCUACCCCGACAUGCUCGAGGUCGGGCGCGUGCAGGGUGCGAGCUUCGCGUGGCAGCGGGCCCACUUUGGCGCGUGGUGCGUCGUCUCUGCGCCGCUCGUGCUCGGCCUCGACCUGACCGACACCGCGAACCUCGCUUCUGUCGUCCCGAUCGUCACCAACCCGGAGGCCAUCGCAGUCAACCAGCAGUGGGCGGGACACCCCGGCCGCCUCGUCGCGCAGUUCGACCCGCCCGCCGCACCGCCCGCUGCACCGGCGCCCGCCGUCCGCCGCCGCGCCUUCUCGGCCGGCGAGGCUUCGGCCGGCGAGGGGAGGCCAGCUGGCGAGGCGGCGCUGCCGUCUGCGGCCAAGGCAAAGGUGCAGGUGUGGGCGAAGCCGCAGCCGAAGGGCACGGUGGCGGUGUACGUCGUCAACCCGGCCGCGUCGGGCAACGCUGCCCGCGUGUCUGUCGGCUUCGAGGCGCUCGGCCUCGCCGCGACCUCCGCGAGCGUGCGCGACUUGUGGGCGAGGCAGGAGGCGGGCCACACCAAGGGCGCGACGCUCACCGUCGAGGUCGCGCCCCUCGACUCGGCCUUCCUGCUCCUCACGCCCGCAGCAGCGUGAGCCAGUGCGCGCGCCACCCCCGUCCAAGCGCCAGUCUGGGCAACGGUGACUCGAGAGUCCGCUCACACCCUGUUUGUGAACUUCUUUUACUUAAAACCAGUUUCUUUUUCUGU
Emiliania huxleyi CCMP1516 is the source of this 1562-nucleotide messenger RNA. RefSeq lists its product as hypothetical. Gene Ontology annotation, biological process: carbohydrate metabolic process. Lineage: Eukaryota; Haptophyta; Isochrysidales; Noelaerhabdaceae. Gene Ontology annotation, molecular function: hydrolase activity, hydrolyzing O-glycosyl compounds. The transcript has 7 exons. The record is from RefSeq and is a predicted model, not a curated record. Bases 61 to 1449 code for a protein of 462 amino acids.